GCUGAAGUCACAGAGAGUUGAAAAGGGCAAGGGCCUAGAGCUAUCUCCAACUUCAGCUCCAGAGUCUCUGGUUUCUGUUCAAGGACAAAUGGCACAGCAUACUUUCCAAGAUCAAGAACAAAGGACCUCCAUACGGCAGAAUAGAAAAUCCACUGAUGACACCAUGCAACCAAAGGUACUAAUGGCUUUUAGGGAUAUACAAAAAGAGCUGCAGGAAGAUGCUCGGAUUCAAGGUAAAAAAGCAGCAUUUCAAGGUUUGGAUAAGCCAAAAGUGGUGGGAGGGAACAAGAGGGAGUUCAACCCAAAGUUUCAUCUUUCCUUUGGGGAUGAGCAACUGCUCCAUGAUACCCAGGUCAUUUGCAUUUGGGACUGGAUACAGUCCUUCCUGAACCAGGAAAUGAAGGCGAACUCCCUGACCCUGUUUGAACCAAAUUUGAUCCUUUCUCAGACAGCUGGCUCUAGUGAAAUAAAAACCAUAAGAGACAGAUCAUUAUACUUUAAAUUGAUCAGUGCUAAAACCAUGAAAGGAAUAACUGACCGGUAAUCUCAUCUUUACAUACAUUUUAAGUGUAAUUACUGUAAACUUUUAUAACGAGAAGCACUUUUGUUUGGUAAAAACCACAUUGGACCUAUGAUUUUACUUAAUUUUAAUAUUCCUCUGAGGCCAGCAUGAGGAACUAUCCUGACUUUCCUGAUGAGGACACAAGCUCUCAUAAGCUAUGACACUACAUCUCCUAAGACCUAGCAAGGGCUAUUCCCUGUGGGCCACAUGAUCACCAGAGAAUUGCAACUCCCAGAGCUAGUGAUUCCCAUUCCUGGUGGAAUGUGAUGAGAAAAUCCUUCAGGACAGUGAAAACCAGGACAGGGGGGAGGGGUGGAUGAGAUCACUCGCCGCCAUAUAUU
This is a messenger RNA of Acinonyx jubatus (cheetah), 903 nucleotides long. It is a transcript of the gene LYLDT1, whose product is annotated as chromosome B4 C12orf54 homolog. The record is from RefSeq and is a predicted model, not a curated record. Bases 89 to 544 code for a protein of 151 amino acids. NCBI's taxonomy places the organism in Eukaryota, Metazoa, Chordata, Mammalia, Carnivora, Felidae. The transcript has 7 exons.